Trichogramma pretiosum is the source of this 2560-nucleotide messenger RNA. RefSeq names its product adenomatous polyposis coli protein-like. The coding region runs from base 203 to 2212 and encodes 669 amino acids. The record is from RefSeq and is a predicted model, not a curated record. The transcript has 3 exons. Gene Ontology annotation, cellular component: catenin complex; beta-catenin destruction complex; cytoplasmic microtubule. NCBI's taxonomy places the organism in Eukaryota, Metazoa, Arthropoda, Insecta, Hymenoptera, Trichogrammatidae. Gene Ontology annotation, molecular function: microtubule binding; beta-catenin binding; gamma-catenin binding. Gene Ontology annotation, biological process: pattern specification process; negative regulation of canonical Wnt signaling pathway; cell fate specification.
UUAUGAAUUAUUCUGAAACGCGCCAAUCUUUUUCAAUAAUCGCAUAUUUCAAAUGAUUUAUUUUAUUUGGUGGUGGGUACGUACAUUUUCGUGACAGUGCAUAGCAGGCAUCAUAACAAACAUGUUAUACCUUUGACUCGUUGUCAAAAAAAGAUGCUCGUCUAAUUAACAUUAAUUAGAUUAUUAAAGAAAAGAAAAGAAAAUGUCAAGGGAGGACUCCCAAACGAGACAGUCGGAGUUUUGUUCAAGUGAAAAUAAGUAUGAGGCGUCCGAUCCUUGGAGAUACGCGGAAGACUCCGAUGGUUCUGAACAAAACAGAACGUGCAGUUCUCCAGUCGAUGAACCUGCUUCAAGUAAAAAUUUCAACAAAACUCAUAAUGUGAAAGUUCAAACUGAUAAAUCCACAUUGCUUUCAUUGAAGCAAGACAAAAGGUUUGAUACAAAUGUCAAUAAAAAAUGUGCAAGCAGCAAAGAAACAUUUGAAAGUAAAAAGAUGGUUUUUACAAGUAAUUUUGAUGCUAAACAACAGCUCAUUAAUGAAUUAGAACAUGUAAAAUUGAAAAAAACAGGUCUGCAGUAUGAUCAUGAAAAUGCUAGCAUCAGACUGUCCAAUGAUAUGAGAGCAGUUAGGGCUUUUGACGAAAUUUCUGAAACUGACUCAGAUCAACCUACAAACUAUUCAUGGUGUUAUGAUGAAACAAAAGCUGGCGAUGAAUCCAGCAUUGAUGAUAAAUUAGGGAUAUCAAAAGCAAAAAGUGGAUACAACAAAGAAUCAAGGAACAAAAAAGAAAUAUUUAGUUCGAGUAGGAGUUUCAAGGAAAUUUUCAAUUUUUUUAAGGAUCGUGAUAAGAAAAGAUCAAAUACUGAUAGCACAAAACUAUCUGAAGUAGUGGGUCCAAAGUUUUUAAAAAUACCUGAAAUCCAUGAAAGAAAGUCUGAAGCAUUUUCCUCAUCAGUUCAAUCUUCUUCAUCGGAUCAAGAAAAAGACGUUAAAAACAGAGGUGAAUCUGAAAUAUUUCAUCAGACUCCUUUGAUGUUUUCUCGGUGCAGUUCAUUGGGAUCAUUAAGUGGAUUUGAAAUUAAUUCAAUUAAUGAUGACAAAAGUUCAUUUGUUAGUGAUUUUAGCAGAAGAACUAGUGGAGUUGUAUCUCCAAGUGAAAUUCCAGAUUCGCCAGCUCCAAUGGUUUUAACCAAUAAUAAAUCACAGACAAAAUCUCAGUUGACUUCUUUUGGAACUAAGAAACCUUUACCAUCACAAUUUGAUAAAUUCAAGAAUCCUUCAUACUUAUCAAGUACAACAGAAUCAGCAAGUGAAACUUUAAAAAGGCUUCCAGUAGCAAAGAUGAGUAUUUUUGAAGAUCAUCUAACAUCAUUUAAAGAUGAAUCAACACCAAACAAAUUACAUUCUAUGGCAGCAAGUAGUUUGAGUUCUUUAACAAUUGAUGAUGAUGAUGAUUGUGAUGUAAUAAAUAAAAUCCUUGGUAAAGAUAAAAUGAACUUAUUAACUACAAAUCAAAUUAAAGUUGAUUCCAAAGAAUUAGUUCAAGAAGCUACUCUUUCUCUGAAACAAACUUUAAACAAUGAAUUUUUAAAUCUUGAACAAAAAGAAAAUGUAGCUGAAGAAGAAAAAAGUGAAGUUGUAGAUUUAACGCCUUUUGAAGAACAAAUUCUUGAUCAAUGCAUUAGAACUGGAAUAGCAAAGUGGAUAAAACAAAAUGUAACUGAAAUAAAACCUUUUAGUUGGGAUUUAGGAAUAACAUGCCAUGCUACCCAAUCAAUAUUAACAAGUAAAUUAAGAAAAGCCUUAACAACUGAAUUGAUUAGUGCUAAAAUUGAGGAGCAACUGAUUCAUCAAAGAAAUCUCAUGAAUAAUAAUACUAGCAUUAAUAAUGAUGAUAAAAUUAACAGAUCUAAAAAUGAACAGAUACCUUAUGCUAAUGAAGAGAAAUUUUCCUCCAAUUUGCACAAUAUAAACAGAGAAUUAAAUAUUCAAUCCAUUCCUGAGGAAAGUAAUGGAAAUCAAGCCAAUGAUCAUUUUAUCACCUAUGAAGAAUAUCUUUUAGAUCAAUGCAUUAGAAAAGGUAUGGCAAAACUUACAAAAAGACAUGUGAAUGAUUUCAAACCAUUUAGUUGGGAUGUGAAUCGAAUCUGCCUUACUACAAAAGCUAUGAUGAUUCAUAGUUAUGAAGAUAGCAUGUACAGUAGCCAUUAAUCAGCCAUUAAUCAUUCAGACUAUUAUUAGUGAUAAAUUUGGAGUCUACAAUAAAAAGUUAAUGUGAUAAAUAAAAACGUAAAAAUUAGACUCACAAAAUAAUGUAGGGUACAAACAUUAAUACACAGAGAAAAAGAGUGAUAAAAUUUAAAAUAUUUUAAUACUUGUUAUAAAAAAUAAAGUGCAUGUAUGUGAUUUUUAGAUUUUUAUAAAGUCUUCCUCAAUUUAGUAUUGAACUAUCAACAUUGUAUAAAUUCACUCAAAUAGGUGAUUAGUUAUUAAUUUUAUGUUACAUAAUUCAGCUUUAUUGUUUGAAAAAAGUUUUUUAUAAAAACUAAUUAAUUGUAA